UGUCCCUUGGACACAGCGGAUCAUGGAAAGAGCCGAAGAUGUCGGCUCGGUCAUGUGAUCAGCUGUGUCCAAUCACAGCUGAUCACAUGGGACAUGUACACUGAUCAUCAGUGCCCUGAUGAUCAGUGUGGCCCCAGAAGUGCCACCUGUCAGUGCUCAUCAGUGCCACUGCCCAUCAGUGCCACAUCAAUGGCACAUAUCAGUGCAUACCAGUACACAUCAAUGCCACAUAUCAGUGCCCAUCUGAGCUGCCUUUCAAUGUCACCCAUCAGUGCCAGUCAGUGCCACCUAUCAAUGCCAAUCAGUGCCACCUAUCAGUGCUGCCAGUCAGUGCCACCUAUCAGUGCCAGUCAGUGCCACCUAUCAGUGCCAGUCAAUGCCGCCUAUCAGUGCCAGUCAGUGCUGCCUAUCAGUGCCGCCUAUCAGUGCCAUAUAUUAGUGUCAUGUAUCAGUGCUGCCUUUCAGUGCCCAUCAGUGAUGCCUGUCAAUGCCUAUCAGUGCAACCUACCAGUGCCUCCUCCUCAGUGCCCAUCAGUGCCACCUAUCAGUGUCCAUCAGUGCAGCCUAUCAGUGCCCAUCACUGCAGCCUCAUUAGCGCACAUCAGUGAAGGAGAAAAAUCACUUAUUUACAAAAUUGUAUAACAAAAACUAAGAAAAAACUUUUUUUUUUCAAAAUUUUCAGUGGUUUUUGGUUUGUUUAAGAAAAAAAUAA
Staurois parvus is the source of this 712-nucleotide messenger RNA. The record is from the annotation of a GenBank genome assembly. Lineage: Eukaryota; Metazoa; Chordata; Amphibia; Anura; Ranidae.